CAAAAGGAGAAGAAGAGAGAAGAGGUAGUGGAGAUAGAUAGAGAGAGCAUGUGAAAAAGGUGGAGGGAGCUUUUUGAUAAUUGUAUCUCCUCCUCCUCGUCCGUCCUUUAUUUCAGAUUUCGCGGGCGAUGGAGGUGGAAUCCUUAGCGACGGAGAUGGAGACGGCGGUGCGUGUGGUGCACCUGGCUUCUUCUCUGUGUGUAAAAGUUCAGGAGAAGCUUCGUCUUCCUUCCUCCACUAACGGUGGCGGUGACGUUAAGUCCAAGGAUGAUGAUUCCCCUGUCACCGUCGCAGAUUGGGGUGUUCAAGCGAUUGUGAGCUGGGUUUUAGCUGAGGUUUUUGGUAGUCAUAACCUUUCCAUCAUCGCUGAAGAGGACACUGAGUCUCUCACCAAGUCAGAGUCAGUAAUCCUUUUGGGAGCUGUCUCCAACGCUGUCAAUGAAGCCUUGUCUGAAGCUCACAAAUACGGUCUUCCCAAGCCAGACAAACCCUUGGGAUCGGAUGACAUUCUAAAGGCUAUUGGUCGAUGCAACUCCACUGGAGGUCCUAAGGGAAGACACUGGGUUCUUGAUCCCGUCGAUGGGACGUUAGGUUUUGUCCGUGGUGAUCAGUACGCUGUUGCUUUGGCUCUGAUUGAGGACGGUAAAGUCCUGUUGGGAGUGCUAGGAUGUCCUAACUAUCCGGUCAAAAAAGAGGGGUUAAGUAACGGUUGCAACCAAACUGAAUCUGGCUCAGUAUCGAAAGGGUGUGUCAUGUACGCAAAGAGAGGCAGUGGUCAAGCUUGGAUGCAACCGUUGCACCCUGGUGGGUAUCCGGAAUCUGCAAGGCUUCUUACGGCUUCAACAGUGGAUGAUCCGGUUUUAGCUACGGUUUGUGAGCCAGUGGAGAGAGCAAACUCUAAUCACUUGUUCACCGCAGGACUUGCCAACAGCAUGGGAGUUAGGAAACAGACUAUGAGAGUGUACAGCAUGGUGAAGUAUGCGGCGAUUGCAUGUGGAGACGCUGAAGUGUUCAUGAAAUUUGCGCAGUCGAGUUACAAAGAGAAGAUAUGGGAUCAUGCAGCUGGAGUUGUGAUUGUUGAAGAAGCUGGUGGUGUGGUUACUGACGCGGGCGGGAGAAAGUUAGACUUCUCAAAAGGAGUUUACUUGGAAGGUCUAGACAGAGGAAUCAUAGCGUGUUCUAAUCAAGUUUUGCAUGAUAAGAUUAUAGGUGCUGUUUAUGCUAGUUGGGAAUCUUCUAGUCUCUGAAUAAAAGCUUAGCCACGUUCCUCUGUUUGUUGCAGAAUCAUCUAGCCAGUGUUUUUUUUUUGAACACUCCAGGGUACGAUCUGUAAAGAAGAAACUCACUCUUUUGGUUUUCUGAUUUUACAGUUUGCAGAUUA
This is a messenger RNA of Raphanus sativus (radish), 1381 nucleotides long. Its product is annotated as PAP-specific phosphatase HAL2-like. The transcript has 3 exons. Gene Ontology annotation, molecular function: 3'(2'),5'-bisphosphate nucleotidase activity. Gene Ontology annotation, biological process: sulfate assimilation; phosphatidylinositol phosphate biosynthetic process. The record is from RefSeq and is a predicted model, not a curated record. Lineage: Eukaryota; Viridiplantae; Streptophyta; Magnoliopsida; Brassicales; Brassicaceae. Bases 129 to 1247 code for a protein of 372 amino acids.